ACUAGCGGGUGAAGAUCAAAAUUAAUCUCUCUCUCUCUCUCUCUUCGGAUUCUGCUAUUGCUGAAGAAGACGCUUAAUGGAAGAAAUUGGAACCAGUUCCUUACCAAUUCCUCCUUCCUCUGCUUCUCCUCCGCAUCUCGAUGAAGAUUAUCCCAAGGAUGUGAUGAACAGUAUUCACCCUCCAAGGCCAGAUUGGUAUGAGGAAUUAUUUGCAUUUGUCAUGGCUAAGGGCAGUAAAGCAUAUGAGGCAAAGGUUGCACAUUUUAAGACUCAGAUCUUUACAAAUUUGAGGGGAACGGAUAAGACAGUGUUGGAGCUUGGCAUUGGGACAGGUCCUAAUCUCAAAUAUUAUGCCAGCGAUAACGGUGUUCGUGUUUUUGGCAUAGAUCCCAACAAAAAGAUGGAGAAGUAUGCACAGGCAGCUGCAGCAGCUGCUGGCCUACCUCCGGAAAAUUUUAAAUUCUGGAAAAGAAAAUUAUAUGAAGUUGGGGAGGUUUUGCCAUUAAGUGAUGCUUCCGUUGAUGUAGUUGUCGGAACGCUUGUACUGUGUUCUGUAAAAGACAUUAAUAUGACACUGAAAGAGGUGAUGAGGGUGCUUAAACCGGGUGGUCUUUUCUUAUUUGUGGAGCAUGUGGCUGCAGAAGAUGGUACGAUUCUCAGAUUUGCACAGGGCAUUCUUGAUCCUCUUCAGCAGAUAGUCUCUGAUGGGUGUCACCUUACAAGAAAAAUGGAGAAGUGUAUAUCUGAAGCAGGGUUUUCUACCGUCCACAUAAACACGACUUUCGUGUCUAUUGCUUGUAUUCUAGGCCCUCACGUUUACGGAAUUGCUUUCAAGUAGAAUAAAAUGACAAAAAUGGUGUAAUUCAUAGUAACCCUCUAGUUUGGUGAUGCUGAACAUAAAUUGCGGCAUUCGAUUGUCAGUUCAAGAGAAUGUGCUGAUGCAUGUACUAAUGCAAUCACUAAAUAAAUGGCGUAUUUCAUUUAGUAUUUGUCAGUGUAUUGCUUCCAUUCAGUAUUUGUCAGUGUAUUGGCAUUUAGUAUUUUA
Camellia sinensis is the source of this 1045-nucleotide messenger RNA. NCBI's taxonomy places the organism in Eukaryota, Viridiplantae, Streptophyta, Magnoliopsida, Ericales, Theaceae. The record is from RefSeq and is a predicted model, not a curated record.